UGCGAUUCUGGGCAUGCCUACAAGGCUUGGAAAUAAACAAAGACCAAAAGCGGCUGAUUGAUCAUUAAGCUGCCAUAAACUUCACUUAAAAUACUUUUUAGGCCAUUUUUUUUGUUUAGCUACUAGAAACACCCAGCAUCUGAAACAAGACGUCCCUACGGCCAUGGAAAACACUUUGUUGAUGCGAGUGAGUGUUUUCUCCGACCAGGGAGGUAGGAAAUACAUGGAGGACGUUACCGAGGUUGUAGUGGAGCCCGAGUCCGGGGAAGACGAGCUGAACUCGAACGAACAUGAUGAUAUCAAAGGGGAUAACUCGACGGUGGACAUUAUGCCUGAAAACGAGCAGCCUGAUCGGACUGUACACAACGAGCCUCUAUCUGCCUCCACUACAGUUGCAUGGACACAAAAUGUACAAAAUGGGGACCUAAGUUGUGCUGCAGCUGCACUGGCAGUUUCCACAGUGGAGAGUUCACCGGUCCAGAGCGAUAACCGGACCCAGCGAUCAGUGGCUUUCUUCGCGGUGUUUGAUGGCCACGGAGGCCGAGAGGCAGCGCAGUUCGCACGGGACUAUUUAUGGGAAUUUAUCAAGAAACAGCGGGGGUUUUGGUCCAAGGAUGACGAGGAAGUGUGUGCAGCUAUUCGUAAAGGUUUCGUUGCCUGCCACCAUGCCAUGUGGAAAAAGCUGCCCGAAUGGCCCAAAACACUCACAGGGCUUCCCAGCACCUCGGGCACCACGGCCAGUGUAGUGGUAAUCCGGGGGACCGAAUGUACGUGGCCCACGUAGGAGACUCUGCCAUAGUGCUGGGGGUCCAGGAUGACCCCUCUGACCAGUUCAUCAGGGCCGUGGAGGUUACACAGGACCACAAGCCUGAGCUUCCCAAGGAGAGGGAGCGCAUCGAAGGGC
This is a messenger RNA of Salmo salar (Atlantic salmon), 904 nucleotides long. The record is from RefSeq and is a predicted model, not a curated record. Lineage: Eukaryota; Metazoa; Chordata; Actinopteri; Salmoniformes; Salmonidae.